Messenger RNA from Cladocopium goreaui, 1957 nucleotides. NCBI's taxonomy places the organism in Eukaryota, Dinophyceae, Suessiales, Symbiodiniaceae. The record is from the annotation of a GenBank genome assembly.
CUGGCCCAAGCCCACUCGUUUUUCUAACUUUCAGCAUGUCCUUUGGCUUCCUCGAAGCUUUUGAAGUUGCCGGCAGCGUGCCCAAGGUGCCGCAGACCGUGGAUGAAAGCCUUGCCCGACGUUUGGCUGGAGACAGUAGCUACAUAAAUGGGCUCUUAACAAGCGUUGCAAUCUUUGCCGUGGUGGUGGGCAUUGGCUUGGCAAUCAAACUCUUUUAUCGUCAGCAGAAACCGACCGAUGAACACUCUUCGUCGCCCGUGCACCGGUCACAAGGCCGUGCUGCAGCAGAAACUGUGGGCCGACGAGAUGUCGCCGAACGUGAGCCACCGGUGGCGCCUCUUCCAGCACCUGUGGCGCCUCCACCAAAGCCGCCACCAAGUUCCAUAGAGACCAAGAGAUCCAAAGCAUUAGAAGCCUUUAGGAGGUUAGAUCGAGAUGACAACGGUUUUAUCUCUCGUUUAGAGUUGCAGUCAGUGCUGGAUCAUCUACCGCACAACAUCGCUGAUGCAGUGUUUCAAGCAGUUGACAAAGAUGGUGAUGGUCGGAUCUCAUUUCAAGAGUUCGAAGAGAAAUUUUAUCCAAUGAUCUUUGAUCCAAGCGGACCACCUCAAAUCGAUUGGGAAGGAUCGUGGCUAAUGGAGUGGCCAGGUGGUGAGCAUUUUGUGUCAACCAUUGUUUGUGGCCGGUUCAAUGCGGUGCAUUUGCAUCAAGUGUUUCACUUGCAAACAGAGCACGAUCCGCCGCAAUUCGUGUGGCGAGAUGGCACGGUGCAGCAACUAGUACUAGAGAGCUCAGAGGAAAGAAAGCUCAAAUGGAGGUUGGACCAGAAAAGGUGCAGAGGCCAGUACCUGCAUUGGGUAAGGAUCCCGCAUUGUAAGAUCAACAGAGCUCAUACCAUGGACCUAGCAAAGGAGAAGUGUGACUACGUGUGCAAACAAUGCGAAAUGUCAAGAAGCAAUGGAUGGUUCUGGCGAUGCUCUUCAUGCCAUGAUUCAGUCCAAUCUUCACUUUGCCCGGUUUGCGCAGCAGUGCCCCCGGAACCUGAACAUGUUGUGUUCGGCAUCAGUGCAACCUAUGUUCUUGGGAACUUUCCAGACCUAGCUCAAUUGGCCACUAAGGAAGAGAAUCCGAACUUCUACAGGAUGGCCGAUGUAUUGGCUAAAGGAGAAAGAGGCCUUGGCUACCGAAAGAUUUGCCCCCGGGAUGGAAAGCCCGGUUGCAGCAUAGUUGAUGCUGUGGACGAGCGCCACAGGGGCAAAGUGACCCAUUUUGUGUCAUGGUGUUGGCAAUACACACUCAAUGAUUUUGUGAGUGCAAUUGGAGCUUGGGUGCGAGAAGAGGGUGUCAACCCAGAUGAUGUCUUCCUGUGGGUGUGCUUUUUUUGCAACAAUCAGUACCGGAUCCUGGAAGCAAAGACUCAAACUGGAUCGGAUGAGCUGAAGACUGUUUUCGAGAGCCACUUGGCUGAGGCAGGCCGGAUGCUGCUUCUCCUGGAUAGUUUCGUGAACCCCGCGUACAUCAAGAGAGCCUGGUGCAUAUUCGAGGCCUAUGUUUGCAUUGACAACAACUUCCCCAUGACCAUCAUUUUGCCUGAGCGCGCUGAGAGUGAGUUUGACCGGGUCCUGGACACCAAGGGUGGCAUCAGAAAGCUUCAAGCCCAGUUCGAAGCCUUGAAUGUGCGGGAUGCCGAAGCUUCCAACAAGAAAGACGAGGAAAUGAUCAAAUUUCUGAUUUGUGACAAAAUAGGCUUUGUCAAAUUGAAUGAAACCGUUAAGAGCUGCCUGUCAGACUGGUUAGGCGAAAAGUUUCGGUACAAAGUCUGUAGGACUAGGCGGUAAGACUAACCUGACCUGGUAGCUUGCAUGUUGGCUGCAUCAGUUAUUGUCACCUGAACCUUGAGACACAAGAUCUCAAAGUUCCUUGGAGCGCACUCCAAUUUGCAAGGCGUUUGCAGAAA